AUGGUACAGCGCACGACAAUAUACACGCUGCCCUCGAAGAACGGAGGAGGGGCCGAGACGGACGACGCGAGCGGAUCGGGGUUGAGGGAUGAGAUCGAGGCGGGGUUGAUGGGGACCGGGGAGGUGACUGUGCCGGGAGAGCAAGAGGAGGAUAAGCAGUGGGCGUUCAAGCGAAGCGUACCGACUGUAGUGCUCUAUGACGAACAGGGAUUGAGGCUGUACGACCGAAUUACCGCCCAAGCUCCAGAGUACUACCUCUUUCCGGACGAGCUGAACCUUCUGCGCAACCACGGUCCGGAGAUCGCUCGGUCUAUGGGCUUCCCGGAGCGCAAGAAGCUUGAGCAAGAGCUGGAGCAGGAGCACAGGCCCGCAUCGCCAUGGAAGCCUGCGAGGUGGGGAGAUGCGGCGGUCGGGAAGUGGAACAAUGGGGUGAAUGGGGAGCAGGGGAUGGGAGGCGGAUUCGAGCGAGGCUAUGAUGUUGUCGAGCUGGGUGCAGGCGCACUCCGCAAGACAGCACAUCUACUCACUGCCCUUGCUGGCACCCUACCCGACAAAACUCCAGACAAGAUACCCAUCACGUAUCACCCGCUCGACCUCUCUUACCCCGAGCUCGACCGCGUCCUCGGCGAAAUGGACGAGGCGUAUGGCGACAAGCUAGCGGGCAAGGUCGAGUGUAUUGGUCUGCAUGGCGACUACAAUGCCGGUCUGCAGUUCAUCAAGGACGGCAAGCUGUCUGCUCUGCGGGCAAAGAAGGAGUCGUCCCCUGAUUCGAUCGGGCCGGUGACGCCUCAGACGGCCAAUAUGGAGUUGGGCAGUCCUACCGAGGCGGAUCUGGUCACUCCACCGCCUACUGCCUGUCCGCCCCAAUCAGCCGGGAUCGUCGACCCCAAUAACACCUCGGACGACGUGGACCUCUCCCAGACCAACGAUAAGUGGACUCGCCCGGAAUCGCCCAAGUCAAUCCACCUACCCAACGCGGUGACUAGCACCGAGGCCACCUCGCGUCCGCUCCAUAUCGUCUUCCUCGGUUCGUCCCUCGGUAACUUUCCCCGGGAAGCGGCUGCGCCGUUCCUCGGUUCGCUGCCUCUGCACGAUGGCGAUACCCUACUCCUCGGUCUCGAUGGCCGUCCCGCUCCGGGCGAGGAGGGCAGGCGUAAGGUGGAAGUGGCGUACAAUGAUCCCGCGGGUCAUACGCGUGCUUUUGAGGAGCACGGGUGGAAGAUCGUCGAGAGGGAGUUGGGGCUGAGGGAUGUGCCCGGAGUGGAGUUUGUGGGGAGGUACAACGAGGCUCUGGGCCGGCAUGAGGCGUAUUUCCGCAGCAAGGCCGAGCAGACCAUACAUCUUCCCGGAUCAGGCAAAGAUGUUAAGCUCGAGAAGGAUGAGCUGCUGAACAUCGAGUGGAGCUACAAAUACUCGCACGGUGAAGCUCUCGACCUCUUCCAAGCUGCCGACCUGCGAGUCAUCAACUCGUGGAAAGCGCCCGACUCGGAGUAUCGCCUCUGGCUCCUUGAGCGACCUCACGCCAGGUUCUCCGCGGCCCCCAUCAUCGAAAAGAACACAGUGUCGUCAACACCCGUCCAAGAUGUCGCGCUGGCUGCCCCGGAGGAGAGCAAGACGGCGGCGUGUCAGGGCGUACCGAAAUGGAGUGACUGGCAGGCUAUGUGGAAGGUCUGGGAUCACAUCACGCUGGGUAUGAUACCUGAGGCGAUGUUGCACACCAAGCCUAUUGAUCUACGCCAUAUCUGCUUGUUCUACAUCGGGCAUAUCCCCACUUUCCUCGACAUCUACCUCACUCGCUUGACGGACGGAAAGCCCAGCCACCCCGAAUUCUUCAAAGACAUCUUUGAGCGCGGAAUCGAUCCGGACGUUGACGAUCCUACCAAGAUCCACUCCCACUCUGAAGUUCCGGUAGAAGAAGCCGACUGGCCCGCCCUCCGCGAGAUCCUCGCAUUCCGGGACCGCGUCCGCCUGCGCGUUCGAGACGUCUACCAAGCCCUCAACGACGGCAGCAUGCCCCUCGACCGCCGAGCCGGACGCACCCUGUUCAUGACAUACGAGCACGAGGCGAUGCACGCCGAGACGCUUCUGUACAUGCUCAUCCAGAGCGCGGCGACUAGGCCCCCCACUUGCCUCGCCACUCCGCAGUGGGACGUCCUGGCCAAACGAUGGGCUAUUGAGGCUGCGUCAAACGCCAACGAGAUUGUCUCACUCCCGGCAGGACAGGUUGAGAUCGGCCAUGAUGAUGCGGAGGACGAGGACGAGCAGUAUACCUCCCCUGACGCCUGGGCGGGACACGAAUUCGGAUGGGAUCCAGAGAACCCUCGGAUCAGCGUCCAGACUCCGGCGUUCAAGAUUGACACCCUGCCCAUAUCGAACGGCGACUACCUCGACUUUGCGGGAAAGACUGGUUUGGUUCUGACCAAAGACUCGGCGCCUGCGUCGUGGGUCCAGGAGGAUGGAGAGUGGAGGGUGCGGACGCUAUAUGGGCCGGUAGGGUUCGACGUGGCGGGCAGGUGGCCCGUCCAGGCGAGCAAAAACGAGCUGGAGGCGUAUGCGCGGUGGAAGGGCGGUAGGCUGCCGAGCGAGGCCGAGCUGAGGGCGUUCUGGGCGCAUGAGAAUGGUGCGCGGCCGGCGGGCCAGAGGGCCAAUGUCGGAUUCAAGAACUGGCAUCCUAUCCCGGCCGAGAAGACCAUGAUCGACAACGCCGGCAAGAAGCUGCACGGCCACAAUGGCGGUGUUUGGGAAUGGACGACGACCGAGUUCCAGCCGCUGGAGGGGUACACCCCGAGCAAGCUUUACCCGGGCUACUCGUCUGACUUCUUUGAUGGCAAGCACUUUGUCGUGCUUGGCGGAUCAUACGCUACCAUCCCGAAAAUGGCGGAGCGCAGCUCGUUCCGGAACUGGUAUCAGGGCAACUACCGUUUCUCCUUUGUCGGUGGGCGGGUCGCAUAUGAUGCCUAG
Dioszegia hungarica is the source of this 2961-nucleotide messenger RNA. RefSeq lists its product as uncharacterized. The record is from RefSeq and is a predicted model, not a curated record. The transcript has 11 exons. NCBI's taxonomy places the organism in Eukaryota, Fungi, Basidiomycota, Tremellomycetes, Tremellales, Bulleribasidiaceae. The coding region runs from base 1 to 2961 and encodes 986 amino acids.